This is a messenger RNA of Beauveria bassiana ARSEF 2860, 1470 nucleotides long. Its product is annotated as amino acid permease. Gene Ontology annotation, cellular component: membrane. The record is from RefSeq and is a predicted model, not a curated record. The transcript is spliced from 11 exons. Gene Ontology annotation, molecular function: transmembrane transporter activity. Lineage: Eukaryota; Fungi; Ascomycota; Sordariomycetes; Hypocreales; Cordycipitaceae. Bases 1 to 1470 code for a protein of 489 amino acids. Gene Ontology annotation, biological process: transmembrane transport.
AUGCGCAAGUCGAGUAUACAGGAAGAUGACGCCCAGCUCGCGGCCAUGGGCCACAAGGCUGAGCUGAAUCGCAAUUUCUCCAUGCUUUCCAUGUUGGGGCUGGCCUUUGCCGUGUUGAAUCUCCCCUCCCCCCCCCUCCUCGCGCAAGUCUCGUAUCUGCACUUCCGGCUAACCGCAUCUUCUAGCGCUGGUGGCCAAUACCAUUGGGUCGCAGUUUCUUGGCCAGAAUGGGUCCCCAUUCUGUCAUGGGUAACCGGCUGGGUCAACGUCGUAGGAUGGGUCGCUCUCGUUGCUACCAACGCACUUUUGUCUAGUCAAUUGAUCGUGGGUGUCGUGUAUGCCAAGUCGGGCUAUCAAGUCACAAAUUGGCAGCAAUUUCUGGUAUACAUUGGCUUCACACUCAUUGCGUUCCUCCUCAACGCAUUUAUGAACUCUGUUCUGCCCAGGAUAUACAAGGGUGCUUUAUUUUGGUCACUGGGAGGGUUCGCCGUCGUGUCCAUUACAGCACUGGCUUGUGCGUCGCCAAACUAUAACUCUGGUAAAUUCGUCUUUACCGAGUUUAUCAAUAAAACAGGAUGGCCAGACGGCGUGGCUUGGCUUCUCGGGCUGCUUCAAGGUGGUCUUGGUCUCACAGCUUUUGACUCUGUUGCACAUAUGAUUGAGGAAAUACCUCAGCCUUCCAAAAAGGGUCCAAGGAUCAUGGUCGGCUGCAUCGGUAUUGGCAUUUCCACUGGCUCCAUCUUCCUCGUCGUCCUACUCUUCGUCGCAGGAGACAUUCAGCAAGUCAUCGAAUCGAGCGCAGGGCCCCUUCUCCAGAUCCUGAUCAACGCCACCAAAAGCACUGCGGGGGCCAUCUGCCUCCUCAUGUUUCCGCUGGUCUGUCUGGCCUUUGCCACCAUUUCUGUCAUGACAACCAGCAGUCGAAUGAUCUUUGCAUUUGCACGAGAUGGAGGUCUUCCUGCUUCCAAAUUCCUGGCCCGAGUCCAUCCGCGCUUGGGCUUGCCUCUGAAUGCUCUUUUGUUGACGUCUGUUGUGGUUGCCAUUUUCGGCGUCAUCAACAUUGCGUCUACAAACGCAUUCAACGCCAUCAUCUCGGCGGCUGUUGUCACCCUUGACCUCUCGUACGCCAUGCCAAUCGCCGUCAACUGCCUCCAGGGAAGAAAGACACUUCCUGACCGCGAUUGGAAGCUACCAAUGUGGCUGGGGUGGACUUGCGACAUCAUUGCACUGUCAUACAUCGCCAUCACUACCGUUCUUUUUGUUUUCCCUCCCCAACGACACGUUACAGGCAGCAAUAUGAAUUAUUGCAUUGUUGCGUUUGCCAUUAUUCUCGCAAUCUCAAUUUUUCAAUGGAUUGUUGAUGGGCGUAAAAACUACGCCGGCCCACGAAUCGACGCCGCCGUCACAGACGUGGCUGUUCUUCAAAAAGAGGAAGAGGAAACCACACAAACGGUGGAACUUCAAUCAUAG